UCCGACGAAACUCCGGUUGCGGUGUGUGAGCGUUGAUAAGGGCAAACAAAAAUGGGUUGCCUUUCACUUUGUUUAAAAGUUAUAAAAAGUCCUUCCUUAAAAUCAUGUGAGGGUCUGAGAUGAUGACCUGCUUAAAAAGUGUUAUUUUCGAUCUCUUAUAAGCAUUCUUCAGUAACAUCUGGUAUCAUUAUCGUGUUUAACCUUCGUUUUCAAAAUUAACGUUCCUUCUUCUUUUUCUUUUUUUUUAUAAUUAGAAAUUGUUUACCAAAAGGAGAUCAUUUUUAUUUAAACAUUAUAAUCCCCUUAAGAUUUAUAAAUCUACUGACAUGAUUAACGACUUUCACUCUGUCGAUUCAAGAUAAAAAAAAGAAAUUUACUCCAAAAUGUUUUCUGUUAUUUCUAAACAGAAAAUGAACAAAAAUUUUGCGAAAGAAAAAAUUUUGUAACUAAGAAAAAUUAAUCUUCGCUCAAGAUUUAAAUUUGGAAAAAAUUGUGUACGGUAUUUAUUUAAAAUGGAAAAAAUGGAGGAAGUGAGAAAAGAAGAUUCGAAAACAGUGAAAAUUGUGUUUGUUUCAUUAUUAUUGGAUCUUUUGGCAUUUACCAUGAUUUUGCCAUUAUUUCCGGCACUUUUGGAACAUUAUCAACAGCUCGAUGAUGGAAAUGGAUUGUAUUCUAAGAUUUUAAACAGUAUUCAAGCGGUCAGUAUUUUUAUUCAUGCACCUGCUAAGGAAAGUUCAGUAUUAUUUGGAGGAUUUCUUGGCUCAAUGUAUUCGUUUCUUCAAUUUCUUGGUUCUCCGAUAAUUGGUGCCUUAUCCGAUGUCUAUGGACGUAAACCAAUGAUGAUAUUGUGUUUAAUAGGAAUUGCAAUUUCGUAUCUUCUGUGGGCAAUGUCGAAGAGUUUUGCAAUAUUUAUAAUUGCAAGAUUUGUCGGAGGAAUCAGUAAGGGAAAUAUAAGUUUGUCGAUGGCUAUUUUAAGUGAUGUUACAUCCGCUGCCACCAGAGGAAAGGCAAUGGCACUUGUGGGCAUUGCAUUUUCGGUGGGAUUUGUGUUGGGACCAAUGAUUGGAGCUCUUUUUGCAAAAUAUUCCAUGGGACACAGAGAAGGCCAAUGGUACGCAUAUCCAGCUUUAUUUGCCUUCGCUUUAGCCGUUAGCGAUUUAUUAUAUUUUUCCUUAUAUUACAAAGAGAGUCUUCCAAAAAAAUUGCGAGCAAAAUCGAUCACUUCUGGAAUAUCAAGUGCUUUCACGUACAUUAAUCCUGUUGAUUUAUUUCAAUUUAAUGGCGUCUCCAGUCUCAAUAGAAAUGAAUUACAACAGUUGAGAACAUUGGGACGAUCGUAUUUUCUUUAUUUAUUCAUUUACAGUGGUUUAGAAUUUACAUUGACAUUUUUAACUCAUUAUUCGUUUGGUUUUACGCGAAUGCAACAAGGUUGGAUGUUUCUUGGAAUUGGAUUGACAAUGGCAAUAUUGCAGGGAAGUUGGGUGCGGAAAAUACCGCCUCACAAAACUAAAUUCUUCACGGAAUUGGGUUUAUGGCUCAUAAUUCCUUCAUUUGUCUGCAUCGCAAUAGCCAAAGAAGUUUUCAUGUUAUAUUUUGGUGUAUUUCUUUUCGCAGUUUCAACUGCAAUUGUUGUUACUUGUAUGAUGACUUUGGUGACGAGAAUUGGUCCCGAAAAUCAAAAAGGUUCCAUUACCGGAAUAUUCAGAUCACUCGGAGCAUUAGCUCGAGCUUGUGGUCCAAUCGUCGCAUCACUUGCAUUUUGGAGUUUGGGCAGCAGAACUUCGUAUUUAGUUGGUGCAGUGGCUUUAGUAUUCCCUCCAUUAAUACUCAAAAGUAUUAAAUGCUAAUUUAAGUGCACACAAAUAAUGCUUUCCAAUGAAAGUAAAUAAUUAUAUUUUGUAAACAAAUUAUUUUUCUACUUUUUCAAUUUUGCAAUAAGAGAUUAUUUUCCCAUUGAGUCGAAUUUAUAUUUUAUAAUAAAUUUAUCUUCGUUAGGAAUAUUUAAAACAAGUUUAAAACGUUUACAAUACUUUUGAUAUUAUUUUGUUGUAAUGCAACUCCAAGAGUUCGAUAUUUUUUCUAAGAACAGUUUACAAAUGUAUUUCUAAUACAUUAUUGUUACACGAUUAAUAAAUAUUUUCAUUAAA
Molecule: messenger RNA, 2147 nt
Organism: Leptopilina heterotoma
Lineage: Eukaryota; Metazoa; Arthropoda; Insecta; Hymenoptera; Figitidae
Gene: rtet
Product: major facilitator superfamily domain-containing protein 10
Exons: 7
Coding region: 513-1847 (444 amino acids)
Biological process (GO): transmembrane transport
Cellular component (GO): brush border membrane
Molecular function (GO): transmembrane transporter activity
Source: RefSeq, a predicted model, not a curated record